AGUAAUGUAGAACCAUACAAACGAAAACAAAAACCAACUCAGUGAAGUGUUGGAGAAGCAAUCAAACUACGAAUGACAUCUUAUCCCGGGAUGGGGCGUUCAGCCCAUCUCGUUUAUGCUCUUGGUUUUGUAAUCAUGGCAACAAUGGUUGCUGCUUCUUAUGAGCCCUACACUUAUAGCUCUCCACCACCACCAAUGUACAAUUCUCCUGCACCGAAAGUUGACUACAAGUCUCCACCACCUCCUUACGUAUACAGUUCUCCUCCACCUCCACCAAUGUAUUCGCCAUCUCCUAAAGUGGAUUAUAAAUCCCCACCACCUCCUUACGUCUACAGUUCACCACUACCGCCAUACUAUUCACCUUCUCCAAAGGUGGAUUACAAAUCUCCACCACCUCCUUACGUGUAUAGCUCGCCACCACCACCACCCUACAUAUACAGUUCUCCACCCCCACCACCAUACUACUCACCUUCUCCUAAGGUAGACUACAAGUCUCCACCACCUCCUUACGUCUAUAGCUCUCCACCACCACCCCCUUACGUUUACAACUCACCACCACCACCCCCGUACUACUCACCCUCUCCUAAAGUCGAUUACAAAUCUCCUCCACCACCUUACGUCUACACUUCUCCACCACCACCAUACUAUUCACCUUCUCCAAAACCCGCAUACAAAUCUCCACCACCUCCAUAUGUUUACAACUCUCCACCACCACCAUACUACUCACCUUCUCCAAAGGUUGAUUACAAAUCUCCACCACCUCCUUACGUCUACAAAUCUCCACCACCACCAUAUUACUCACCUUCACCUAAACCAAUAUACAAAUCUCCACCCCCACCGUAUGUUUACAGCUCACCACCACCACCAUACUACUCGCCUUCACCCAAACCCAUAUACAAAUCUCCACCCCCACCAUACGUCUACAGCUCCCCACCACCACCUUAUUACUCUCCGUCACCCAAACCAUCAUACAAGUCUCCACCACCUCCGUACGCAUACAGCUCACCACCACCACCAUACUACUCGCCUUCACCCAAACCCAUAUACAAAUCUCCACCCCCACCAUACGUCUACAGCUCCCCACCACCACCUUAUUACUCUCCGUCACCCAAACCCUCAUACAAAUCGCCACCACCACCAUAUGUCUACAGCUCUCCACCACCACCAUACUACUCGCCUUCACCUAAACCAGCAUACAAAUCUCCACCACCACCAUAUAUCUACAGCUCUCCCCCACCACCAUACUACUCGCCUUCACCCAAGCCCGUAUACAAAUCCCCACCACCGCCAUACGUCUACAGCUCCCCACCCCCACCUUACUAUUCUCCAUCACCUAAACAUGUAUACAAAUCUCCACCACCUCCGUAUGUCUACAGCUCUCCGCCCCCACCAUACUACUCUCCUUCUCCUAAGCCCGCGUACAAAUCUCCUCCACCACCAUAUGUCUAUAGUUCUCCUCCACCACCAUACUAUUCUCCUUCCCCUAAGCCCGCAUACAAAUCACCACCACCUCCGUAUGCCUACAGCUCUCCGCCCCCACCAUACUACUCUCCUUCUCCUAAGCCCGCUUACAAAUCUUCACCACCACCAUAUGUAUACAGCUCCCCACCUCCACCUUAUUACUCUCCUUCACCAAAACAUGUAUACAAAUCACCACCACCACCAUAUGUUUACAACUCUCCACCACCACCAUACUAUUCACCAUCACCUAAGGUGGUAUACAAAUCUCCACCACACCCACAUGUUUGUGUUUGUCCACCUCCUCCUCCAUGUUACUCUCCUUCUCCAACACCAUAUGUUUACCAUUCUCCACCUCCCCCACCUUAUUACUCGCCUUCACCUAAACAUGCAUACAAAUCCUCACCACCACCGUACGUCUACAGUUCUCCACCACCACCAUACUACUCCCCUACUCCUAAGCAUGCAUACAAAUCUCCUCCACCACCAUACGUUUACAGCUCCCCACCACCACCAUACUACUCUCCUUCCCCUAAGCCCACAUACAAAUCUCCUCCACCACCGUAUGUCUAUAGCUCUCCACCCCCACCACCGUAUUACUCCCCUUCUCCAAAGGUUGAGUACAAAUCUCCUCCACCACCAUAUGUUUACAGCUCUCCACCUCCACCACCGUAUUACUCUCCUUCUCCAAAGGUUGAGUACAAAUAUCCUCCACCACCAUAUGUUUACAGCUCUCCUCCCCCACCACCGUAUUAUUCUCCUUCCCCAAAGGUUGAAUACAAAUCUCCUCCACCACCAUAUGUCUACAGCUCUCCACCACCACCACCAUAUUACUCUCCUUCCCCAAAGGUUGAGUACAAAUCUCCUCCACCACCAUAUGUCUACAUCUCUCCACCGCCACCACCAUAUUACUCUCCUUCCCCAAAGGUUGAGUACAAAUCUCCUCCACCACCAUAUGUCUACAGCUCUCCACCGCCACCACCAUAUUACUCUCCUUCUCCAAAGGUUGAGUACAAAUCUCCCCCACCACCUUAUGUCUACAGCUCUCCACCUCCACCACCAUAUUACUCUCCUUCUCCAAAGAUUGAGUACAAAUCUCCUCCACCACCAUAUGUUUACAGCUCUCCACCUCCACCACCAUAUUACUCUCCUUCUCCAAAGGUUGAGUACAAAUCUCCUCCACCACCAUAUGUCUACAGCUCUCCACCUCCACCACCAUACUCUCCUUCUCCAAAGGUUGAGUACAAAUCUCCUCCACCACCUUAUGUCUAUAGUUCACCACCUCCACCAGCGUAUUACUCUCCUUCACCAAAGGUCGACUACAAAUCGCCACCACCACCAUAUGUCUACACAUCUCCACCACCACCAACAUAUUCUCCAUCUCCAAAGGCCGAAUACAAAUCUCCUCCCCCACCUUCGUAUUAUUAAACUCGUUCUAUAUAAUUCAUAAAUAAGAUACCAAGUCUCAUCUGAUGUUUUAUCUUUUUAUUUUUCGUGUGCUAGUCCUUUUUAAUUUCCAAGGUUCGAAUGAAUUCUUUGGCUAUUGAAAUUUCAUUUAAAUCAUGUUUCCAUUGUCUUUUCUAUGGGUUACAUGGUUUCCUUUAAUCCAUAUGUAAGUUUGUUGCAGUUCUAUGCAUCAUGUUAUUGACCUUAUUGUUUGGGCCAGUAUUAUUACGCUAUCCAGAUUUCCAUAUAAAUUUCCCUGAUAAAUAAAGCUUCUAUGAUAAUUCCAAAUU
Brassica napus (rape) is the source of this 3194-nucleotide messenger RNA. RefSeq names its product extensin-2-like. The record is from RefSeq and is a predicted model, not a curated record. NCBI's taxonomy places the organism in Eukaryota, Viridiplantae, Streptophyta, Magnoliopsida, Brassicales, Brassicaceae. Gene Ontology annotation, biological process: plant-type cell wall organization. Gene Ontology annotation, molecular function: structural constituent of cell wall. The transcript has a single exon. Bases 73 to 2886 code for a protein of 937 amino acids.